UUCUUAUUUACAGUUUUUAAAAAUCAAAGUUCAUUCACACGAACAUAAAGAUGAAAUAUUUAACAUCUUUCCUUGUGAUCUUUGGUAUCCUUGGCCGUACAUACGGUUUGGAUUGCUACUCCUGCACAGAUACUGAGUAUAAUGGAGAGGCAUUAGAAACUUGUUUCACUACUGUAUCAGGGACAACAACUUCUGCUACUUGUGCAGCUGAUUCAGGAACAACUGUGUAUUACUGUAGUACAAAAUUUACAGUUGAAGAUGGUGUCACUACGGGGGUUGUGCGAGCUUGUGCUGCGAGUACUUCUGAUGAAGACACUCACUCCGAUGCAGUUCCAACCGCAGAUAGAUGUAUAACCGUUCUUUCUGCUACCGGCGAUCCUACCGCGACCACAGAAUGCUACUAUCAUUGCAGCGCAACCGACCACUGUAACACUGAAAAUACAGCCUCGUUGAAACAAUGCCCAAAUGAUUGUACCCCCGGUCAAGGAAGCUGCAACUAUAUCACCGGAGUAUGCGUUUGUGACUCAGCAUGGUCUGGUACUGAUUGCAACACGGCAGUUACUUCAACCGCAAGCGGGGCCUCCAGAAAAUGUGUUCAGUGUAACUCAGAAAUUGAUAGUGGAUGUAGUACAUCAACAACAAGUGUAGAUUGUCCAGGGACUCAAGCAUAUUGCUCUACAAGAACAUCAACCAUUUUUGACGGAUCCGAUGCAGUUAUCCGCACUGUCACCACCAAAGCUUGCACAUCUGCUUUCAAAGCUGUUGAUCAAUGUGUAUUCAACGAUAUUCACACUGACUCACCAAUUAGCGAUUCAGCUGUUGGUUACAGCGAGUUUAACUGUUUCUCUACCUGUGAUACCAAUGACUGCAAUACCAACACAGCUGAUGGAGUGAUCAACGGUAAUGAAGCAGUUGUGCUCCAAUGUGUCGUUUGUAGUGAUACAACAGGGGACGGUACCUGCAACACAGCAACAGCAAGACAAGCUUGUCCGAGCGGAUCAACUCAUUGCAAACAUACAGCAAUAUACCAUAUAUCUGACAGAGUCGACCUUUCUUACACAGCCGAUCCAGGAUAUGAUCUUGUUAGCGUUGUACGUGAGUGCGCCACGGCUGCCGUGACAAGAGAAUGCACUGAAGCUUCAGUCGGAAGUCUCAGUUUCAAGAAAGUUACUUGCACUGAAACAUGCCAGGGUGACGGAUGUAACGUUGGAUGGCCUGCAAGACCCGAAUGCAUCACCUGCUCGUCACAUCUCGUAUACGAUACUGAUGACUAUGAUCAAUGCCUUGAAAAUCCUCCUAUGGCUGCUGCUUGUACUAAUCCGUAUGAAGCAUACUGCGUGAUCCAAGAAAGCGGAAUACGAAAGGGAAGCAGAAAAAGUGUUGAGGGAUAUCCUCGAAGAAUAACUCGCGGUUGUCACCAUUCUGACAUCGGAACUGCCUGCUCUACUUACACUCCUCGUGACACAGAAAUGGAGUCAUGCAAUCGUACAUGCACAACAGAUGGAUGUAAUGUCGGAAGCGGAGGUUUGAUGCCAGUCGUUACUCUUCUGACAUUCCUUCUACCAGCAGCCUUUGGAAUGCUCACACAACGCUAUUUUUAAAUUAAAUUUCCAGAGUAAUUUUAUCCCUAUAAACAUUGAUGUUAUUACUUUUAUUUAUAUUAACAAAAGUACAGGAUUAAAUUUGAGUAUUGCUGUGAAAAUUAUUAUCAAGAAGUGAUUUUCAAUUUUUUGUAGUUUUAACGACGAUGAAUUAAGCCAUAACAUCUGUUACAAAAGUAUUUUAUUUAUUCAAGACUUAAUGAGUCGUGACUAUUGAAUAAAGAUUCGUGAAGUUUA
Messenger RNA from Styela clava, 1838 nucleotides. The record is from RefSeq and is a predicted model, not a curated record. Lineage: Eukaryota; Metazoa; Chordata; Ascidiacea; Stolidobranchia; Styelidae.